ACAGAAAUCCAAAUAAAUCCUAAGGGUAAAGCGACCCAUUUGAAAGGAGAGACUAAAAUGGACUAGUGCGUCGUUGUCCGCCUGGCUUCCAUUCCAUGUGAAUAGUGUGGACUCGGCAGCCAAGUGCCCAACUCUUUUAGCAUCUUUGGACUCUUAAGCCAAGUGUCCCGGAUUCCGUCGGGAAGCAGUGCCGCUCCAAUGCCGGAGAACGGAGUUGAGCUUGCAGCAGUACCACCCUUCGCCGAUACCUUGACUGGGCUAACCGAUGCCAACGGCGGCAAUGACCUUGACAUCGAUGGCCGCAUUCACGAGCUCUCCGAAAUCAUCAUGCAUGAAAUGUGUGCUAGCCGGGUGCCCCGACCAGGGAAACCAGAGAUCUAUCGCGUUCCCGAGACGUUCCUCGCCGCCGACGAGGGCGCCUACCAGCCGAGGUUCCUGUCCCUGGGGCCAUAUCACCGCGGCGACUCCGCCACGGAGGAGAUGCGGCGCACCGACGAGCGCAAGCUAGAGAACCUGGCCUACGCCCUCCAAGACGGCGGGCCGUCGGUGGAAGAGUACAUGGAGGCCAUAGCGUCCGUUGAGGCCGACGCCAGGAGCCGCUACGACGGAGACGUCGCCAUGGAGUGGGGCGCGUUCUGCAGGAUGCUACUGCUCGAUGGGUUCCAGCUGAUUACAGUGCUCAAGUUUCUCGGCUAUGAGCCGCCGCCGCUUCCACCUCCAGCUCCAGGGUGCAGCAGCAACAACAAUGGACAAGGGAACUGCAGGCCGAGGACCAGCGUUGUCAUCAGUAUCGAACAUGACUUGAUGAUGCUGGAGAACCAGAUACCAUUCUUCGUCGUCCAGAGGAUCCACCGCUUGCGAUACGGCAUUGGUGGAAAUGGAAUGGACACGGUUGAAGAGCUAGCCUGGAGGACCAUCAAAAGAAUUAUGAAUGACGCCCCGGCAGCGACCAGCUUUCCACCGGCGAAGUGCCACCAUUUGGUACAUCUGUGCCAUGAAUACCUGAGGCCAAGCAACCUCGACAAGUCACUAGGCGCAUGCGGUGAUUAUGGAAGAUUCCGGCGAGCCAUCGAGUACCACGAGGCCGGUGUCAAGUUCAGGCGGUUGAACAGUGAAGCGGACGGCAGCUCGCGGCGCCCCUUGCUGGACGUGACCUUCUCCGACGGGGUGCUGAGGAUGGCGCAACUGAGGGUGGACGAGAGGACCAAUUACAUCCUCCGCAACGUCCUCGUUUACGAGCAGCGGUACGACGACACGGCCACCAGCGGCGCCACCAGCCACGUGACGGCGUAUGUGAUGUUCAUGUCGCAGCUGCUGGGCGGGCCGGAGGACGUGGCCCUGCUGUCGCGGCACGGGGUCAUUGAGCACCACCUGGGCGACGACGCCGAGGUGUGCGCGCUGUUCCGGGGGCUGGCGCAGGGGCUCGUCUUCGACCCGUCCGGCGGGCACUACCUGAGCACGGUGGGCGUGAGGCUGCGGUCGCACCACCGGUCGCGCCUCAACCGGUGGCGUGCCUGGGUCAUGCGGCACCGCUUCCGCAACCCGUGGCUCGCCGUGGCGUGGGUCUUGGGCUCCAUGGCCGUGCUGGGCACCAUCGUCCAGACUGUGAUCACUCUGCUUCCCUACGUGCAUCAUCAAGGACGCACGCGCAACAUCGGAAGCUAGCUAUACACGAGUAUUCUCGUGAAUUCGUGAUAUCGUGAUCACUCUGCAUCCCUACGUGACUCAUCCCCUACGUAGUUUAAUUUUCCUUCAUAUGCUUCCUCUGUUGAUUCCUCA
Molecule: messenger RNA, 1779 nt
Organism: Aegilops tauschii subsp. strangulata
Lineage: Eukaryota; Viridiplantae; Streptophyta; Magnoliopsida; Poales; Poaceae
Product: UPF0481 protein At3g47200
Source: RefSeq, a predicted model, not a curated record